Messenger RNA from Hyaloscypha bicolor E, 1054 nucleotides. RefSeq lists its product as uncharacterized. NCBI's taxonomy places the organism in Eukaryota, Fungi, Ascomycota, Leotiomycetes, Helotiales, Hyaloscyphaceae. The transcript has a single exon. The record is from RefSeq and is a predicted model, not a curated record. Bases 1 to 1029 code for a protein of 342 amino acids.
AUGGUCCAUUUUUGGCAAAUUAUCUUGCUCCCCUCUUUUCUCCUCAAUAUCGUCAAGGCAGUUCCAUCCCCACUUCCAUCAAAUCUCGCCAUCCACACAAUCUACGAAUUCCCCAACGAAACCUGGAUUGAGAACAUCGCCGUCAGCUCAAAUGGCAACCUCCUCUUGAACCUCCUCAGCACCCCUCAACUAUAUCAACUCCAAGCGUUAAAUCCCGUUCCUGGCUCCGCCAAACUUCUCUAUACCUUCCCCUACGCAACAGGGCUCACAGGCAUUGCCGAGAUCCAACCCGACGUAUUUGCGGUCCUUGCGGGAAAUUGGUCAAUAGGAACAUUCAGCACCACACCCGGUUCGUGGUCCGUCUGGAAAGUUGAUUUUCGCCGUGGCAGGAAGAAUGACCCUGCUGUUUCAAAAAUUACAGACUUAACGAAGGCGAGUUUUGCUAACGGUAUGACGCUCCUUACGCCAGGGAGUCCCUACCUCCUUAUCGCGGACUCGGUAUUAGGCGUUGUAUGGCGUCUCGAUUAUCUGACUUCCGAAUACGAAAUCAUCCUUGAAUCGCCGCUUAUGCUGCCACCUCCUGGCCCAAUCGUGCUUGGCAUCAAUGGUAUCCAUGUUUUUGACUCGUCUGUCUACUUCACCAACUCAUUCCAGGGUCUCUUCGCACGUGUCCCAGUGGAGCUUUACGGACCCGAUGCCGGCUCUGCAACUGGAGAUUAUGUAGUAGUGGCAAACAACGGCCCCGGUGAUGAUUUUGCCUUCGACAAAGAGGGAAAUGCGUAUAUCACGCAGGACCCGAGUGAUGCCUUGGAGUUGGUGACGCGAAAGGGAAUGGUGACUGUUCUGGCUGGGAAUGUGAACUCGACGAUCUUGGAAGGUGAUACUGCUGCUUCAUUUGGGAGAACCAAAUGGGAUGAGAAUGUUUUGUAUGUGGUUACCAAUGGUGGUAUUGCUGGAGCUGUAAAAGGGACGCAGAUCACCGGUGGGAAGGUUCUUGCUGUUGAUGUGAAGGCAUUGUUGUCGAGUUAGUUACUUUAAGAGUUCAACUUCGAGG